Molecule: messenger RNA, 849 nt
Organism: Gloeophyllum trabeum ATCC 11539
Lineage: Eukaryota; Fungi; Basidiomycota; Agaricomycetes; Gloeophyllales; Gloeophyllaceae
Exons: 3
Coding region: 1-849 (282 amino acids)
Source: RefSeq, a predicted model, not a curated record
AUGGUUCUUAACAGGGAUGUCUAUGUUCUUCCUCGCAACCCAACCGAGGCAGAGCGACUUCAAGCUCAGAACGAUCAUUACCGGAGCUCGUUUGGUGGUCUCCUAGUUCACCCCUCCAUUCAGCUCCAUGAAUGUCGCUCGAUUCUAGAUUGCUGCACAGGGACCGGUGCCUGGCUACGGGACGCACGCGCUGCAGCCCGCCCCGAUGCCACCUUCGACGCUUGUGAUCUGACGCUGGAGCAAUACGACAAAUCUCAUUCAAGCGCGGACGAAAUAUUCGUGCAAGAUAUUGUACAACCAUUUGCGCCAGAGCGACAUGACAAGUACGAUCUGGUGCACCAGAGAUUACUGACAGCCGGUAUCCGUCGGGACCACUGGGUCUCUGCAAUAGCCAACGUCGCCGAGACUUUGAAGCCCGGAGGAGUACUCAACAUCACCGAGCUCAACUUAGAGCUGGUCCGAGGCAGUGGUGACCCCGAGGAGUCUGAACAUCUGAAAUGGAAGAACGAGCUUACGCGUGAAUGGUGGCAGAGAGCUGGCCUUGUUCAUAACUGUGCUGAUCUCAUUCCGACCUUUAUGAGGGAAGCCGGAUUAACGAAUAUCCAAGCUAUGCGUGUUCGAGUCCCCUAUGGAGCUGCGUGCUUGUCUCUCAGCAUGCCUGAGUAUCAGGUCGAAAGCAGCAUACGUCUGUACGGGGGCGUCUCGCCUGCACUGAAAAAGCAAUGGGUCGCAUCUGGCUUCGGGACCGCUGAAGAGUAUGACGCGAAACAGGAGGCUCAUGAAGAAUUUCUCAGGAAUGAGGGCAUGUGGAUGGAUGUGAGCAUGGUGGUAGGCAUUAGGCCGAUCUAG